Molecule: messenger RNA, 600 nt
Organism: Tricharina praecox
Lineage: Eukaryota; Fungi; Ascomycota; Pezizomycetes; Pezizales; Pyronemataceae
Exons: 1
Coding region: 121-480 (119 amino acids)
Source: RefSeq, a predicted model, not a curated record
AGGUGGGGUCUGCGUGGCUGGCUGGUUGAUGACUGGCUGACUGACUGGCUGACUGACUGACUGAGUGGCUGGCUGGCUUGCUGGCUGGCCGGUACGUACACGCUCGUGCAUCGGACUGAUAUGUACGAGUACACGGCAGCACCAGUAGCCUGCCUGGCUGUCCUAUCGUUAUGUGCAGCAGCUGCCGCCCGGUUGUCCGAUCAGCGCGGCUUUCCGCACAGAGAAAGUCACGUAUGUACUUACACAGGUACAUGCCCGCGCAGAACGAAAAACAGAGUUUCCCGUAACACUGCAACUGCAACCGCAACCGUGCCACCGGGCGGAAGGUUAUGCGCAUGGCCCGGACCAUGCUGCGAACUCUCUCUCUGUCUUUUUUUACUUUCUUUUUUUUCUUUUCGGCUGCCGCCCAGUGCCACCUACACCGACGGCAUCCUUCCUCCCGAUCCAACGUCACGUCGUCGUAUGUCUCUCGGACGCUGAUUCUCGCCCACCCGCGAUAGCCCAAAGGCUAAUAAAAGAGUGUACAUACCUACCUCAUACCCACAUACAUACGGCUGCCGCCUGCUUGCUGCUGCUGCUGCUGCUGCUGCUGCUGCUGCU